Molecule: messenger RNA, 324 nt
Organism: Striga hermonthica
Lineage: Eukaryota; Viridiplantae; Streptophyta; Magnoliopsida; Lamiales; Orobanchaceae
Source: the annotation of a GenBank genome assembly
AUGGCGGAUCCCCCCGAAUGUUGCAAAUCACACGCGCAUAUGGACGGGAAGAUCGACGGCUGUCAGCAGUUCAUGGUUGGCUGGAGGGACCCCUCGGACUGCCGGAUCUGCGGCUGCCACAGGAAUUUCCACCGGAAACCGGAGCGGCCGGUCAAGUACGAAACUGUGGUUGUCUAUACGAAGUGCCAGAAGAUCCACAAUUUCAAGUUCCAGAGCACGGUGGACGGCUGCCAGGAGUUCAUCCCCAAGGACGACACCACCGCCGCCGCCGCCGGGCUAACCUGCGCCGCGUGCGGCUGCCACAAGGGGUUUCAUCGAAAUUAG